UAUACUGACAGUACAGAGAUCAGACCAGGCUGAAAUUGGCACGAAAAGUACAGUGUAUCUGAUCAGUGAAAUUUGGAGGCAUGCGAUAAGACGUAUUCUUGAAAUUUGACGUGCACGACGCGAUGAAGUGGUUAAGUUUUAGUGCAUUGGAAAGUAAGCAGCUUAAACGAUAUUGUUUUGAUAGGAUGAGCAUGAACCUACUGCCUGUCAUCUAGAUGGCUAGGUAGUACUGGUACAUGGUACAAAUCCUCAAUCCCCGACAGAAGAAUUUCACCACAUAACACCGCAACAGUGCAGACCAUCUCAUCAACAAACAGAAGUGAGCUUAUAGUCUGAGAAAACCAAGAUGUUCCGUGUAUUUAUUUGUCACGGGUUCGCCAAGAACUCUAAUACACUUUUCAAAUGUAAGGGUGGCCCCUUGCAGCUGCAGAAGACUUCACUCUUUAUACAAUGCAAGCCACCUACUUUACCAAAACGUAUGAACACUUCCAAGUCAAUCAGCAUUACUAUGUCUCUGUGCACUGGCACACUUGUUUUCAAGAGUCGUCUCACCAGUGCAAGUUGCCAAGAAGCCCAAAGUCAACCUACACCACUUGAAACCCCACUGGGGUCUUCAAAGAGGAUUAAAAAGCCCAAGAAGCAGAGCAACGUCAUCGUACGUGGCUUCUUCUACAUUUACAAGUGUCUAAGCAUCUGCAGGAGACUCCUGUGGAUCUCAGUGGUGUUUGGUCCCAUUCUGGCCAUGUACCCCUUGACUUUCUGGUCAGAGCGGUUUCGUCGGAGGUGGCAACGUAUGCUCCUUUGGGCAGUGGAGAUAUCAGGACCAACAUUUAUCAAACUUGGCCAGUGGGCUAGCACAAGGCGAGACCUGUUUUCAGCUGACUUCUGUGAUCUGUUCUCCAAGCUCCACCUGGAUGCCCCUAAGCACUACUGGUACCAGACUGAGAAGAAACUGGAACGUUCCUUUGGCAAAAACUGGCGCAACAUUUUUGUCAAGAUUGAGAAGUCACUUCACUCAGGAUGUGUUGGACAGGUGUACAAAGGGUAUAUGAGAACUGAGGCUCUUUCUGAAGAGUGUCUUCAAGCUCUACUGGAUGAUGAUGAUGAACCAUCAGAGUUUGACGAUGGGCGAGAGAUUCUUAAGUUAGACUGGUUUUUGAGAAAGAGAACCAAAGACCCCUACCUAGAUGAUGAAAAUAAUUCCCAGCAACCAGGUAAAGGGUCUAAUGGGAGAGAGGAGGAUGAAGUAAGCCAGGAAGAUGACACGUCACUCGUUCACAUUGCCAAGUCACUCAAGGAAAGUGAUGACAUCAUUCCUGUUGCCAUCAAGGUCUUGCAUCCAGGCAUCUACAGACGUGUUAAAUGGGAUCUUCAGCUGCUGAGAGUACUAGCUGGUAUCCUGUCAUUAAUCCCGGGUCUCCGAUGGCUCAGUCUCCCAGAGUGUGUGCAAGAUUUUGAAGUUCUUAUGAAAAAUCAGAUUGACCUGAGAAUAGAAGCCAACAACCUUGAUAUAUUUGUGGAGAAUUUCAGUGAUAUCAGCUGUGUCCGAUUCCCGAGGCCUCUACGCCCAUUUGUGAGCAGAGAUGUUCUUGUUGAAACAUAUGAGGAAGGAGACUACAUCUCAACUUUCAUCAGUAAUGAUGAUGACGGAGAAGACAUACCAGAUGGACUCAGGGAGCGCCUUGCUGCAAUGGGAAUCGAAGCCUUGCUCAAAAUGAUCUUCAUUGACAACUUUGUGCAUGCCGACCUCCACCCGGGCAACAUCCUUGUGCAAGGAGCCAGCAGUUUCACUGGUGAGACAGAAAACAUCCUCAAGAUGGAGGACAUGUGUGAUACGGUGGUCAUUAGCGUCAAGCCACGGGAGUGCCCCCUGAAGCUUGUCAUGCUGGACACAGGCAUUGUGGCGCAGCUGAAUGAGUAUGACAGGCAGAACUUCAGGGAGGUCUUUACCAAUGUUCUGCUGGGCAAGGGAGAGGUAGUUGCAGAGCUCUUUCUACAGCACACCAUGCACAGGUGUCCUGAUGAGGCAAAAUUUAAGGAGGAUAUGGCAGAGUUAGUCAACCUUGCCCACCAACAAACUGUCAAGCUUGGAGUGAUGCAAGUUGGUGUUCUUUUGGAAGACCUUUUCUCCCUGAUGAUAAAGCAUAAGGUCAAAUUGAAUGGCAACUUUGCCUCCAUUAUGCUUGCUAUGAUGGUACUGGAGGGGCUUGGCCGUUCUCUUGACCCCAACCUGGACAUCCUAGAUGCUGCUAGACCCAUACUACUCAAUGAUGUGGUUCCUUGAAAGGGCCAUUGUUAGCUGGAAAAACAUCAUCUUGCCAUUAACAGUUGUGAAAUGUCACGAAUGAUAUUUCUUGCCCAGCCAUACUCGGCCCCACCACAAAAUGUUGCCAAUGCUUGAUAAAUUGUACCUGUGGUUGAUAUAAAAUAGGAAAAUGCUAUUUCUCACACUUUAACUCAACGGAUCAAGAUGUUAGGUUUUUUAUUGUUUAUUGAUUUGCAGAACAGUAUUUUAUCUUGUAUACAGCAAGACGAUGGGGCCAAACCAAAAGUACCACCUGCAUGUUUUUUAUCCAACCCCCCCCAAUUUAUCUUGUGAGCAAAGUGUGUGAUUCAUAAGAUGUCAUAAUAGUGGACUAUACUUCGUACAUGUGAGAGUUUGUUACUUGGCGGAAGUUUGAAAUAAUCAGAGGAUGUGUACAUUGGUCUACUGAUGCAUAGCCAAUACAGUUAACCACCCCUUCUCAAGUAAUGCAUGCAUUCAUAUGUAUUCAUACUGACAAUAUUGUACCGUGGCAGUGGUUUUUACCACCAACUGAAACCAAAUGAAAUAGUGGUGUUACACAGAUGUUCUCUAAUUCUGAAAUGUCACUCAAAGCCAUAUUCAUCUUUUGUGUCUUUUUCAUUGAAGGCAGUAGUAUUGUUUCUGCUGCUCCAUUGCUACUUGUAUUUGCUGCUAAACAGUGCCAGGAUUAUCUCAGGUUUCUCAAUGUCAUGAUUUACUGAACUCUGAAAAUCUACAUAAAGAACUUGUUGCCCUGUGGGAAAAAAAUGUGUGUGACAGUUGAUACAGCAAUCUGUUUUCAUGACAGAGAGUCUGUCCAUGUGUUUUCAUUUUUGCCUAGUUUCAGAGCAUAAUCUCAUAAGGACCGAUGGACAUUUAAGUUUGAAAUUGUUUCAGGUAAUUCAAAGAAAACUUGUAUUGAUCAAAUCACUGUGUAAAUUAAUCCUAUCAUGAAAGCAUUGGAAAGGUUGGUUGAGUGUUUACAUUUGUCAUACCUUCCUAAAUCUGUUUUAUGGGGGAUUCAUUUGUGUAGACUGCAUGUUGGAGGGGAGUGGUUAUGUGCACAUGGCAUCCUACCAUACUGAUGGUACAUGUAAUUGUUGAUAAUUCAUAAAUCUUUCUGAAGUAAAAAACAUGUACCAAAACAUUUGAAACAAAUCCACUGACCUGAUUAUUGCUGUCUAAAGGUUGAGAUUAAAUUCUCUAGCAUUCAAUCUCCUUUUAAAGAUUAAAGAUGGUAUGCAAAAAAAUGCAUGAUAUUGUUAACUUUAGAUCUUUUUUCCUACAAGAGAUCUUUCAGUUUCCAGGAUACAUAUAUGUGUAUUAUGCUUUUUAGUUUUCUUUUUUUAAAUUAGUGGACAUUGUUGAAAGUGCAGUUUCAAGUUGUACUUUUUGUGGUUUUAAGAAUCACAUGAAUGACAUGCAUGUAUGUAGGGUGUACAUGUAUAAUCCAAAAAGUUUUACAGGAAAAAACAAAACAUGCAAGCAAAACAAAGUGUACAUCAACCAAAGCAAAAUAUCUGCAACUUAGCUGCAUUUAAUGAGUUUGAUGAUGGAAAUUACUUAGCAGUCCCAUGUACACAAUAUGGGCAGUAAUGGUGUGGUAGAUUUACCGUGCUAUGGGGUUAUUCAAUUACAUGUACUUGCUUGGUGAUACCAAUAAAGGGCUGAUGUACAAAGUCA
This is a messenger RNA of Acanthaster planci (crown-of-thorns starfish), 3967 nucleotides long. Its product is annotated as putative aarF domain-containing protein kinase 2. NCBI's taxonomy places the organism in Eukaryota, Metazoa, Echinodermata, Asteroidea, Valvatida, Acanthasteridae. Gene Ontology annotation, molecular function: ATP binding; protein kinase activity. The record is from RefSeq and is a predicted model, not a curated record. Gene Ontology annotation, cellular component: mitochondrion. Gene Ontology annotation, biological process: protein phosphorylation.